This is a messenger RNA of Pseudozyma hubeiensis SY62, 873 nucleotides long. Its product is annotated as ubiquitin carboxyl-terminal hydrolase. The record is from RefSeq and is a predicted model, not a curated record. Bases 1 to 873 code for a protein of 290 amino acids. The transcript has a single exon. NCBI's taxonomy places the organism in Eukaryota, Fungi, Basidiomycota, Ustilaginomycetes, Ustilaginales, Ustilaginaceae.
AUGUCAAGAUUCGGUGGACGAUUCGUACCCAACCUCGAGCACGAAGUGCGCCGACAGGCUACCGAGCCAAUCGUGAAAUGGCGCCAGGAAUGGGUUGUUCCCACAGGAACCGCACCCGAUGGCAGCGCGUCAUCGUCUUCCUCUACUACGGUCGGUGUCAAGAUCCUCAAAUGGGUUCGCGCACCGGAUGAGCUCAUCACGUUCCCCGAAGAGCAAGAUGUGCUGGCAGAGGAUCGAGUAGCGGACGACGCGGCGAUUGUGGAAGCGCCCGUGCAGAGUAUCCACAACGCGCCGGCUGUGGGAACGCCUGCUGCAGGAGGGUCGCUCUCGAGUGCUGAUGGUGGGCUGGGCACUAUCGCUCCAAAAGACCCUCCAGCCGCACCUUCAGCAGCUGUGGGUGAGGGAAGCGAGGUUGUUCCAGCCUCUGCGAUCCCAGCACACGUCACACAGUCUACUUUGUCAGAACCAAGCUCCAGCGUCAACACCACCGUUGACAACACCCCCGAUGACUCCCUCGCCCACACACCAGCCGCUUCAGCACUCGAACCGAGCACCACACAACCACAGCCGCUCAGUCAAGCACCCUCGUCUCAAGGAGAAGCAGGGACUGCAACAGGCACAGGAUCCAACACGCCCCAGAUCCAACCACAGGUCGAAUCGCAGCUCCACGACAAGCCCGUGCUCGGUCAGGAGACCGACAAUGCUACGCUAGCAGUGCUAGCCGCAGGCGCAGAGGCGGAGCAGGCUACAGCAGCGCAGGAAGAGACGCUCUUGACGACGGAUCCGGCCGCUUCGGCGCCUGCCACGACGUUCGAGGACGAGGUACCGGUUGCAGCUGCUCCUGCUGGUGAUGUCGAGAUGAAAGACGCUUGA